Messenger RNA from Fusarium graminearum PH-1, 2010 nucleotides. RefSeq lists its product as uncharacterized. NCBI's taxonomy places the organism in Eukaryota, Fungi, Ascomycota, Sordariomycetes, Hypocreales, Nectriaceae. The record is from RefSeq and is a predicted model, not a curated record. Gene Ontology annotation, cellular component: cytoplasm. Gene Ontology annotation, biological process: dephosphorylation; L-serine biosynthetic process. The transcript has a single exon. Gene Ontology annotation, molecular function: magnesium ion binding. The coding region runs from base 1 to 2010 and encodes 669 amino acids.
AUGGCUGCUUCACCUAAGCCAACUGUCAUUGGCCUUUAUGGCAUUUCCGGCUCGGGCAAGUCAUUCUUGCUGGAAUAUCUGCGACAGAAACUCGACCCGGCCGAAUUCAUCUUGUACGAAGGCUCAGACAAGAUUGCAUCCCUCAUUCCUGGUGGUCUGGAAGCUUUCCACACGCUAGACGCACAGGACAAGUCAAACCUGCGUGGCCAUGCAAUCAACGCGAUUAGCAAGGAAAGUCAUGACAGUGGACGAACUGCAAUCGUGACUGGACAUCUCAUGUUCUGGAAAGAACAAGAUGCUUCUGGCCAACUGGUGUAUACUUCAAAUGACCUAGCAACGUUCACACACAUUAUUUAUUUGAACAUGCCGGCCGGUCUCAUCUCGCAGCGCCGCUUGAAUGACCAACAGAAAGGUCGCAAUGUCAUGUCUGAAGACCACCUACGCAGAUGGCAAGAGACAGAGAUUUUCUUUUUACGCAACCUCUGUCGUGAGAAUCACAUCUUGUUCUACGGCAUGACUAAUACCGACACUCUGCAACCAAGAAUCAUGGAUCUAAUCCUGCAUUUCCAGCAGCCCAACACAGUCGAGUCUAACAUCACUCGAGUACAAGCCAAGCUGGACGAAAUCCUUACUUUGCCCAAGCACGAUGAUCUUGAGACGGUUCUAGUAAUGGAUGGCGACAAGACUCUCGCAGCAGAAGACACGGGCGUCUUGUUCUGGGAAACACUUGCUCGAGCUGAACCAAGUUCGGUCACAGGAUCUCCAUUGCAUGAGCUCUUCAGCAGUCGCUUUGGUUAUUCGGAAGCUGCUUUUCAACAAGCAACCCUGUUGUACGAAGAGAUAGCUGAUGAUGAACAAUUUGAGACUGUUUGCGAUACUGUGGCCGCGGGCAUAGUGAUGCACCCACAAAUCGCCUCCCUUCUGCGACUUGCCGCGGAACAAAGACACAUUGGUGCUCUGGUUGUCACAUGUGGGCUUGGCCACGUUUGGAGAAAGGUUCUAGAGAGGUACAAGUUGUCAGGGACGGUCCACGUCAUCGGCGGAGGUCGAAUUAAGGAUGGAUUCGUCGUUACUGCAGAGGCCAAAGCUGCCAUCGUCUCCCAACUACGAAAUGCCCAUCUCUAUGUUUGGGCAUUCGGGGACAGCCCCUUGGAUCUGCCGAUGCUCAAGGGUGCUGAUCAAUCUAUUGUCGUUGUUGGCGACAAGCAGACUAGAAGCCGGAGCAUGGACGAAGCCUUAUCCAAGGCCAUGGAUGAUAGAAACUUCCGACCACAGCAGGUUCUUCUCCCGAGUCAAUCAACACCGCGUCUGGACGAGAGCCGUCUGCCUUUAGUUCGCCUGGAUGAUCGACUGUUCAUUGAAUCAAUCAUGUGUCACCGCCGCUCCGUCCAGAUACUCCACGCUACGGACAGGCCUGCAGCACAACUGUUGACGGCACCAACCCGCGACGCUUCCAUUUCUGGCCCCGCCUUGAGGAAAGCCCAUGAGUUCGUCGGACAGUACUUGGCCAUCGAAUUCGUUACCCAACUGAUUGGUCUUCAAGAGUACACCAUUCCCCACGUACAGGGUCAUCAAACGACGGGCCAUCGACUACGCAAUGAGGAGAAAACUUCCAUUGUGGCGCUGAUGCGUGGUGGAGAGGCCAUGGCCUUUGGGGUCAACAUGGUGUUUCCUCAGGCAAUGUUUAUCCAUGCCUCAUCCCCACUGGACUUGAAAAAGCAUCACGUUGAUCAACAGCGCACCAUUCUUCUGGUUGACUCGGUUGUGAACAGUGGGAAAUCACUGAUGGAAUUCAUCAAGCACGUCCACGGCCUACAGGCCAAUGUUCGUAUCGUUGCUUUAGCAGGCGUUGUACAAGCAGACGUAGUCGUCGAGACGCACCCGCUCGCUGAACUCAUGAGACGUUAUGGCGCCAGUCUAGUCGCGCUGCGAAUCUCGAAGAACAAAUUCGUAGGCACCAAAGGCACUGACACUGGCAACCGAUUGUUUAAUACCAUGCAUCUGGCUUGA